Molecule: messenger RNA, 1019 nt
Organism: Pieris napi
Lineage: Eukaryota; Metazoa; Arthropoda; Insecta; Lepidoptera; Pieridae
Product: cell wall protein DAN4-like
Exons: 5
Coding region: 312-872 (186 amino acids)
Source: RefSeq, a predicted model, not a curated record
CUAUUAAUAUACUUGUUAAUUGAUAUAAGGGGGAAUUUAUGUGAAGUGAAAAGAAUGUUUAAAUUAAAAAUUAACCUCUGUCCUUUAUCGAAUUCUAAAUUCUGAUGCUCUUUUGUUUAAAAUAUUAUGAUUAAAUUAAUUAGUAGUUAUGCAAUGUACAAAAUGAAGUAUAAAAUAUUUUUAGCUACUGACUAUAUAAGGAAAUUGAUUUAAUCGCUGGGUUUUUUGGGUUCCUCUAUAUAUAAGCCUCGUUAUUUAUUCGGUCAUUUGACCCUAAGCACCCGCAGUGACCAGUAAGUUUGCAAUUCAAUAUGGCGGCUCGCGUGUUUUCGACGAUAGCUGCUGUACUUGUACUUCAGUGUUGUAUGAUGUCUUUAGCAGUGCCAGCAGAACCACCAAUGUCCACUCCACCAACAGGAAGUCCUAAUACCACGACAUCCGUUGCAGCGAUUUCAACAAAUACAACGGCCUCUACACCAUCAGAAAGUACGACUUCCACGACACCCGUUACACCAAAAGCGAAUUCAACAAAUACAACGGCCCCUACUACAAAUGGGGAUAAUUCUACCACGACACCCGUUACACCAAAAGCGAAUUCAACAAAUACAACGGCCCCUACUACAAAUGGGGAUAAUUCUACCACGACACCCGUUACACCAAAAGUGAGUCCAACCACUUCACCGACCACUAAACGAGAAGGGAAUUCCUCUAUCCCACCAUCACCCGCAGUAUCAUCCUCAACAGUACCUCCAGUAACUGCGGCGUCAUCGGGCUUGUCUCCUGGCGCAACUGCAGCAGCAGUGAUUGGAGGUCUGGCGGGAACUGGAAUUCUAAUUUUUGUGGGGAAAAUGGCCUACAAAAAAUACUUUUAAUAUAAGUGUUACUAGUUUAUAGUUAGUUUGUUAUUAUUGCAAGAAUUAGAUAAUUGAAGAAGACGAUCUUAGGGUUCCACCUGCAACCAAAGUGUAGCCGAACCUUCGUUUUUACAAGGCAAUGUAAAAUAUUUUACAGCAAGUGUA